Messenger RNA from Cryptomeria japonica (Japanese cedar), 2476 nucleotides. Its product is annotated as 9-cis-epoxycarotenoid dioxygenase NCED1, chloroplastic. Lineage: Eukaryota; Viridiplantae; Streptophyta; Pinopsida; Cupressales; Cupressaceae. The transcript has a single exon. Gene Ontology annotation, molecular function: carotenoid dioxygenase activity. The record is from RefSeq and is a predicted model, not a curated record. Gene Ontology annotation, cellular component: chloroplast stroma. Gene Ontology annotation, biological process: carotene catabolic process. Bases 189 to 2072 code for a protein of 627 amino acids.
UUCAUCCCUGCUCAGAGUCCAACUUCCCCAGAGUUUCUCUUUUCCUCUUCCUUCAUUCUUCUCAGUUUCCCAACACUUCCAUUUCUUUCUUCUCGGAGUCCAACUUCACCAAGUUAUCUUUCAGUGUCCAACUUCAUCACCAUCUUGGGAAUUUCCCUUUGGUUUUGUGCGCCUGCAUAAUUUGUAUCAUGAGUAUGAGUUGCUCGGCUAGAUUGGUGGUCGACAGUUACACUCACUCACGGGUUCCUCUCGGGGAAUCUUCACAAUGGAGACACCAAUCCCUCUCUAGGACUAGCAAUUCUCACAGACUUCACAGACAUGUCGAUAUUCGUGCCCGAGUCGUUACGCCCACUACCCCAAUUGAGCAAAAGCCCAUCAUCCAAACCUCCACUCCCACUUCCAAUUCCACUUCCACUUCCCUCACCUGGAGAUCCGACCCCGACCGAAGAUUUGAGAUCCCAAAUCGAGUCUUUCCGGGCAUGUGGGAGAAGAAGUCGAAGUCGGAGUCUUGUGGGUGGAACCCAGUCCAGAGGCUCGCAGCGGCGGCUUUGGAUGCGGUGGAGAAGAGUUUUAUAACGGCACUGGAGAAGAAGUUCCCCCUGCCAAAGACAGCAGACCCGGAAAUUCAAAUUGCCGGGAAUUUUUCUCCUGUUCCUGAGAGCCCAGUCCAGCAUGAGCUUGAAGUAGUGGGUCAGAUUCCACAAUGCUUAGAAGGUGUCUAUGUUAGAAAUGGCGCAAAUCCCCUGUUCGAGCCCCUGGCUGGGCACCAUUUCUUCGACGGGGACGGAAUGGUGCACGCCGUCAGGCUGAAGCAAGGAAUCGCCAGUUACUGCAGCAGAUUCACAAGGACCUACCGUCUGGUCGAAGAGGAAAAGCUCGGGCGAGCCUUUUAUCCCAAAGCAAUCGGUGAACUCCAUGGCCAUUCGGGGAUAGCACGCCUAAUGCUCUACUAUGCGCGAAGCAUGUUUGGUCUGGUGGAUCGGUCCAAAGGCAUGGGAGUGGCGAAUGCGGGGCUCAUUUACUUCAACGGCCGACUUCUCGCCAUGUCCGAGGACGAUUUGCCUUACGCGGUCAGGGUAACGGAGGACGGCGAUUUGGCGACUGUGGGUCGUUUUGAUUUCGACGGGCAGUUGCAGUCCGCCAUGAUAGCACACCCGAAGAUCGAUCCGGAGACCAAGGAGCUCUUUGCUCUGAGUUAUAAUGUUAUAAAGAAGCCGUAUCUCAAGUACUUCAUGUUUUCCCCUGAUGGAAGAAAAGGCCCCGAUGUGACCAUCUCUGUCAAGGAGCCGACUAUGAUGCAUGAUUUCGCCAUCACGGACAAGUAUGUCGUGGUGCCGGACCAGCAGCUGGUGUUCAAGCUCCAGGAGAUGGUUGCCGGCGGUUCGCCGGUAAUCUACGACAAGGAGAAAGUACCCCGCUUUGGGAUUUUGCCCAAGUAUGAUUCCGACGAGUCCAGAAUGAAAUGGAUCGAGGUUCCCGAUUGCUUCUGCUUUCACUUGUGGAACGCCUGGGAGGAGAACGAAGAUGAGGUCGUCGUCAUUGGGUCUUGCAUGACACCGCCGGACUCGAUUUUCAAUGAGUCCGAUGCAGCUCUCAGGAGCGUACUUUCCGAAAUCAGGCUCAAUCUCAAAACCGGCAAGUCCAGUCGCCGUCAGCUUGCGCCAAUGAAUUUGGAAGCCGGGCAAGUGAACAGAAACAAGCUUGGGAGAAAGGCCCGGUAUGUGUACUUGGCAAUUGCAGAGCCAUGGCCCAAAGUUUCAGGCAUAGCCAAGGUGGACCUGGAGGCUGAGUCGCCGGAAAGAGUAGUCGGGAAAAUUGAGUACAAAAAGGGUUGCUAUGGAGGCGAGCCAUUUUUCGUUCCCCGGACAUCGAAUCCCGAGGCUCCGGAAGAUGACGGGUAUGUUCUAACUUUCAUGCACAACGAGGAGACCUGGCAGUCAGAGCUGCUCAUUUUGGACGCUAAGUCCCCGACUCUGGAACCGGUUGCGUCGGUCAAGCUGCCAUCGAGAGUGCCUUAUGGCUUCCAUGGCACAUUUAUUACCUCCCAAGAGCUCGAUCAGCAGGUGCUGUGAAGACGCUCAGUCUUCCGCUCCUCUCGGCUCUCAUUUUCCUUUUUCUGCUCUUUGCCAUUCCAGUUUACGGGCUAGCCCAGUUCAUGGGCAUAGGUUUGGUGUUUUUAGAUUGGUAUUUGUAAAUUUGUUGUAUACCCACGUUAUGUUUUGGUGGAAUGAGAUAUCAGAGGGAUGCUGCAGUGAAGCCCCCGGAUCUCAUUCUCAUUCUCUGCUAUCUGCUAUUUUCUCUAGGCAAUUGUGGAAGCCCAGCUUGUAGCUUUGUAUUCUGCGGUGAAGCUCAGCUGGCAGCCUUUUAUCCAUUAUUUUCCUCUUAUAGAUGCAGCGCUCUUCAAGACGCUCUCUAUAUGUCUACUGUAUAUAUGUUUCCUGUGGAAAAACGUUUGAAAUAAAAUCCGAGUUUUUAA